Molecule: messenger RNA, 456 nt
Organism: Cokeromyces recurvatus
Lineage: Eukaryota; Fungi; Mucoromycota; Mucoromycetes; Mucorales; Mucoraceae
Exons: 2
Molecular function (GO): protein binding
Source: RefSeq, a predicted model, not a curated record
AUUUUAUUAGGUAGUGAACCUGAUAGCUAUUUAGGCAAAUAUCUUCCAUCCUAUUAUAAGGGAAAUUCAAUUGAAAGUAUCCAUCAGCAAAAUCAAUCACAGCAAUAUGAAAUAACAUGUGAUAAAACUAUAGUGCCUGAUUUAUCCAAUAUACCCCCGUAUGGAGCUGCUAAUAGUUCUAAUAGCCAUAUGUCUUAUACAAACGCUUCUGUAAACAUCCAUGAUAAGACAGUCACUGAUGAUUUAGAAGAUAAUAUAAUUCAACAACCUAUUCUACAAUAUAAAGAAAAAGUUCAAUCCUUGCAUGCAUAUAAAGCAAACCCUGAAGACCCGAAUGAAUUAAGCUUUAACAAAGGUGAAGUAUUAGAGAUUGCUGAAAGAAACGGUAAUUGGUGGCAAGCCCGUAAAGCAGAUGGCACAGUGGGUAUCAUUCCUAGCAACUAUGUAAGUUAUUAG